Ogataea haglerorum is the source of this 234-nucleotide messenger RNA. RefSeq lists its product as uncharacterized. The transcript has a single exon. NCBI's taxonomy places the organism in Eukaryota, Fungi, Ascomycota, Pichiomycetes, Pichiales, Pichiaceae. The record is from RefSeq and is a predicted model, not a curated record. The coding region runs from base 1 to 234 and encodes 77 amino acids.
AUGGCUGGUGGAAGACAUUUAUUGCGAACAGACAAAGAGGUGCAGAAGUUUGCCUACUUCCGCGAGAACUUGGCCAACUACUACAAGUUCAACCUGAAGUCGACCUCAAUUGGUAUCGUUGCCCUCGUGAUUAUUCCUGUGUCGCUCAUGUAUGUAGCGUACAACACCCAUACUAUUGAUGUCAUCAGUAAGAGGAGGACCAAGCCAGUCCAGGAGGACUGGUCACCAAGAUGA